Messenger RNA from Lactuca sativa (garden lettuce), 906 nucleotides. RefSeq names its product protein PATRONUS 1. NCBI's taxonomy places the organism in Eukaryota, Viridiplantae, Streptophyta, Magnoliopsida, Asterales, Asteraceae. Gene Ontology annotation, biological process: regulation of mitotic cell cycle. The record is from RefSeq and is a predicted model, not a curated record.
UUAUCAAAUGAUUAAGCAAUUCCAAACACCCCUUUAAAGAUGUUAGGGCUUGAAUUUCAUCACUUCCAAAAUUUCAGCGUUUCUCCCGCCCUGAAGCAACUUUGAAAUACAUUCGAAAGAUCACCAUUUCUCUUUAGUCGAUCAAACCGUUCCAAGGAUCAUUAUUUAAACUUGCACAAAGAAAGAGAGAACAAAAAAUGUCAAAUCAACUCAUUCAACAGCGAUUGAUCAUUCAGAAUGAGAAUUCAAACAUCAUCCCAAAGAAGACGAUGAUGAUUUCUGAAGAAAAAAAGAAAUCAAAGUUGGGUUUAGGGAAAGGAAGUCGUAAAGCACUUAAUGACAUCACAAAUAAACCCAAAAUCCAUCAACAUCAAGAAACAUCAACUAAGAAAAAGAAUUCACAAAAGGAAAAGGAAAAGGAAGAGUUUAAUAUUGCAGAAGAAAGGUUUUUGCAUGACCACAAUAAGUGUAUUCAGGCACAACAAACAAUCACUGAAUCAAUGUUUUGGGACAUUGUUCUUCCAGGACAUUAUGGGAAUUUGCCAUUAGAAGCUCAGUUGUCCGAUCCUUUAAAGAUUGACCAUUAUACCCCUGUGGAGUUGGAAAUGUCAGAAUUCUGUGAUUGGUUGGAGUUGGGACCUCCAUCGGAAUCUCCAUUGCAUUUGGAAUCUACUCCAUGCUCUCCUCGUGCUUGGGAUUUUGAAGAGGUUGAAUUCUUUUUGAAGCCGGAAAUUGAUAUUUAAAACAGCUAAAACCAUUAUUUCAUUAUAUAUGAUUAUUUAGAGAAUAUUAAUAUAGUUGUAUGUACUUUUGUUGCCCAAAUUACUUCAGCACCAGUUUGCAAUAACGAGAAUUAUGUAAAUGUUUGUGGAUCAGUUGCACACAACAACAAACGGAUUUUGUAUA